AUGGAAGAUUUAGAUGAGGAAGUAUUCUACGAAUGUCUCGCUACCCCUCAAACACCGACACCAACAAGAACUUUCCAUCUCCCCCUUUCCACGCUUUCGAUCUACUGUCGCCAACACGAUUCGUCGACAACUUCGAACAAAACCUCCGAACUUGCUCAAAAUGGAGCUAAAGAUAUUUUCAGUGACUCUACAACCAACAAAAACUUCCAAGCAGAAAAGAUCGCUCCGAUCCUAUCAAGUGUUGUAAUAGAGUACUCGCCGCCAAGUCACAUGACCUCGAUCAAGGAAGCUGCGACCCCACAUAUUCCUCCUUCGACCCCUCCCUCUUCCUACGCGCAGCUGUCGAAUCCGUAUGAAGGUCAUGGCUUCAGCGGAUAUGUCGACUCCAACACUACCUCUGAAGCUCCUCCUCUAUCACCUUCUUCGUCGGUGUCAACAACAGAGUCGAUAAGCGAGCCACCAACCCCUGGCAAAGAUGGCAGCAUCCGUCCGAGACGAUUCUGGAGCUCUCCUACCCCGAUCCCAUCGCCACAAACAUUCUCAUCGAACAAGCUUGAUAUUUUGACAUCUUCUGAAUCCAACUUGCAGCACAGAGGUGUCACAGGUCAGCAAAUUCCCGCAAGUCCAACCUCGGUACCAGAAUCAAUACGCGUGAACCAGAGACUUGUUUCCAAAUCAACAGUCAGCGCUCUCGUCGGAAGACGCAAAGCUUCGAGAAUUGUCCUUGCGACUGGUCCUUACAUUCGUGAAGGCUUCAAGCUCGUCAACUGGCCUGAAGCACAUCCCGUUCUCGAAACCGAUGCCCUCGAAUCUGGCCAUGUAAUCGGAUACGGCACAUACCCAGUCCAGCUCACGUUUCAGCAGCUCGCCCGCCAGAAGCGCAAUAUCAUGCGUCGGAAAGUGCAGCACUACCGACUGGAUGAGGAGAUCAAGAUUGUCAAGAGCUAUGGAUCUGUCAGCGGCGAGAGUGAGACAUCGAGUGAGGGAGACAAGGAUUCGGAGAAAGGAACACACAUUGAGGUGGCAGUCUUGUAGGAAGAAGAUACCGAUGCAGAUACUGAGGCUGAAGUGAAGUCUAUGGGAGCGGAAAUUUUGGCUGUUUAAGGAAAAGUGUGAUUGAGCGCGGUCGGGUUGAGCUGACCCAUAUUCGGGAAGGAGAGAAGUGAAGUUCCAAGGUUGAAAAGUGUGCGUUUGAAAUUUGGUAUGGGCGGCGUUAUGGAGGGUCUGGGCGUUAAGUGGCAAUAUGAAGUGGAAAUCUUUCGAGCCCGUAUGAGCAAGUCAUAUUCAGCCUUGAGGGCUAUCUGACUAUUUCGAGCGUGGGGGUGACCAUUUGAAGGGGUGGAGCCAUUUGAGGUGAAGGACAGAUCUUUAGAGGCACCUAUAUGCUGCGUGUCUUUUUGCAAGCUCAGCAUUAGGAAGAGAUCAGAGACAAAUAAACACCUGGUAUGACG
This is a messenger RNA of Cadophora gregata, 1451 nucleotides long. RefSeq lists its product as uncharacterized. NCBI's taxonomy places the organism in Eukaryota, Fungi, Ascomycota, Leotiomycetes, Helotiales, Ploettnerulaceae. The transcript has a single exon. The record is from RefSeq and is a predicted model, not a curated record. The coding region runs from base 1 to 1035 and encodes 344 amino acids.